AACCCGAAGCUCUAGUGGCUUGGAAUGGGCGUUGGCUGCAGUUAGGGGGAACUGAACGAGAACCCGGGAUUUACGCAGCUAAAAAUGCUCUGCCAGGAGCUGACAGUCCCCAGAGUCUCAGCCCAGCGUUCCGCGGGAGGGACCGGAAGAGGAAGUCGGAGCUGCACCCUAGAGGUCCGGGUGCCGCCAGCGCAGUCUGCGCCUAGCUGCCCGCCCGUGGGAUGGGGCUGCUGUAUUCGCUGCACUCUCUGGCUGCUGCCCUGCUCUGGAGCUGCCUGCUCAGACUGACAGCUGCUCAGGAAGCCAUCCUACAUGCGUCUGCAAAUGGCAUAUCUUCACUGUCCAAGGACUACUGCAUGUAUUAUAACAACAACUGGACACAGCUUCCACGUUCCCUAGAAAAUGCAACUUCUUUUAGCUUGAUGAAUCUGACUGGCACACCACUGUGCCACUUUUCUGAUAUUCCUCCUGAUGGCAUAAAGAAUAAGUCAGUGGUGGUACACUGGGGACCCUGCCAUUUUCUUGAAAAAGCCAAAAUUGCACAGAAAGGCGGUGCUGCAGCAUUGCUGAUUGCCAACAACAGUGUCCUAAUUCCUUCCUCAAGAAACAAAUCUGCAUUUCAAAAUGUGACUAUACUAAUUGCAGUUAUAACCCAAAAAGACUUUAAAGAUAUGAAAGAAACUCUUGGAGAUGAUAUUACCGUGAAAAUGUAUUCUCCAUCCUGGCCUAACUUUGAUUAUACUCUGGUGGUUAUUUUUGUAAUUGCUGUGUUCACAGUGGCAUUAGGAGGAUACUGGAGUGGACUUAUUGAAUUGGAAAACAUGAAGUCAGUGGAAGAUGCAGAAGAUAGAGAGACAAGAAAAAAGAAGGAAGAUUACUUAACAUUCAGUCCUCUCACGGUUGUUGUGUUUGUGGUCAUCUGCUGUGUAAUGAUUGUCUUACUAUAUUUCUUCUACAAGUGGCUUGUUUAUGCUAUGAUAGCAAUUUUCUGCAUAGCGUCAUCAAUGAGCCUGUACAACUGUCUUGCUGCAUUGAUUCACAGGAUGCCAUGUGGACAGUGCACGAUUUUGUGUUGUGGCAAAAACAUUAAAGUGAGCCUGAUUUUUCUUUCUGGACUGUGCGUCUCAGUUGCUGUUGUGUGGGCUGUGUUUCGAAACGAGGAUAGGUGGGCUUGGAUUUUACAGGAUAUCUUAGGAAUUGCUUUCUGUCUCAACUUAAUUAAAACAAUGAAGUUACCCAAUUUCAUGUCGUGUGUGAUACUGCUAGGCCUUCUCCUCAUCUAUGACGUGUUCUUUGUCUUCAUAACACCCUUCAUCACAAAGAAUGGUGAGAGCAUCAUGGUGGAACUGGCUGCUGGGCCUUUCGAGAAUGCUGAAAAGUUGCCAGUAGUUAUCAGGGUGCCAAAACUGAUGGGUUACUCAGUCAUGAGUGUAUGCUCUGUGCCUGUUUCAGUAUUGGGUUUCGGAGAUAUCAUUGUACCAGGCCUGUUGAUUGCAUAUUGUAGAAGAUUCGAUGUUCAGACUGGUUCUUCUAUAUACUAUAUUUCAUCCACAGUUGCCUAUGCUGUUGGCAUGAUAAUUACCUUUGUUGUUCUGAUGGUGAUGAAGACGGGACAGCCUGCUCUCCUCUAUUUAGUACCUUGUACACUUAUUACUGUCUCAAUCAUUGCUUGGAGUCGAAAGGAAAUGAAGAAGUUUUGGAAAGGUAGCAGCUAUCAGGUGAUGGACCACCUGGACUAUUCAACAAAUGAAGAAAACCCAGUGAUGACUGAUCAGCAGAUUGUACGACAGUAAUUACGUGGACUUACAAUGAUGUAUUAUUGAUUUUCUACAAAUAGAUUUUGGCCUUUUUUUCUUUUUUUCUUUUUUUCUUUUUUGCUCUUGGAGACAGAGUCAGGAUUGGAAUUCAGUCCUCCUGCCUCUGCCUCCCAAAGGUUUGGGACUAUAGCUGGGCAACACCAUGCCAGCAAGUUUUAAAUCAAAGUUUGGAUUGAAAAUUGGGAACAUAUACAGUGAUGUUUGCAAGUCCAUAUAUUUUUUAUGAGCUGGUAAAAAUCCCAUCAUACAUAGUGAAAGUGCAUUUUCUUUUAAUUAUGUUAAAGUUGUGCCUUCACAAUCAGAUAAAAACGUAGGAUUUGUGUAGUUUCCAAGUGUAUUAUAUACAUUAUAUUUUUCUAAAAAAGAAAAAAAAAGCUACCCUGACCUUCCUUUGUACUUUUCUUACUGAAAUAUUUCUCCAAAUUCUAAGGAUAGAUCAUGUAUAAGUAUCAAAGCAAGUUUCUGAGUAGAUGUUUUUGUUAAAGAUUUAUGCAAUUCUUAACCCCACUGCAGAAAUAAAUACUUAAGACUGCAAGAAAGCAGUUCAUGUA
This is a messenger RNA of Grammomys surdaster, 2368 nucleotides long. RefSeq names its product signal peptide peptidase like 2A (gene Sppl2a). The coding region runs from base 222 to 1793 and encodes 523 amino acids. Lineage: Eukaryota; Metazoa; Chordata; Mammalia; Rodentia; Muridae. Gene Ontology annotation, biological process: membrane protein proteolysis. The record is from RefSeq and is a predicted model, not a curated record. Gene Ontology annotation, cellular component: Golgi-associated vesicle membrane; lumenal side of endoplasmic reticulum membrane; lysosomal membrane. Gene Ontology annotation, molecular function: aspartic endopeptidase activity, intramembrane cleaving. The transcript has 15 exons.